AUGCUCUGCUCUGCUCUCCUCUCAGUACUGCUCUUUUGCGUGCUUUCAGCGGUCUCGGCGGUCUCGCUCAAAUGGCCCAAGCCCAGUGAUCAGCCGUUGACUGCAAUCUUCGAACUCAAGAUGUCUAUGCUAGCAAUGUGCGACAUUGGUGAUAUAUCGAUUGACGAUGUCGAGGCGACCUUUAUGAUACGAGGCAUCGAUUCGGGCACACAGGUUGAUGCUAUCAACUUGCUACGCCUCGAACGUACAAAAGACGACAACCUCGUCUCGGUAGAAGUAACAAUCAAGACUUCAGCGAUCAAGCGUCCGUCUUGGGAGUCGGAUGACCGGAAAUGCUGCCUACCUUGGAUACACAUCUAUCUCGAUGUCUUGCUCGAUGCCGGCUUAGCAAGACUCAAUGGCAUCGGCGCCUCUCGAGGUUGCCAUCCCUUCCAUGCGAUCGAGCCUGCAGGUAUCUGCAAGAAAUACAGUCCAAGCAACGCGAGUCUCGAGAGGAAUCACGAGUGCUCCAGUGCCGCCAGCGCAAACAACUUGGAGUCUCCGACAAGACGAGAUUGCAUUCAUUUAGGCGAUGAAGUGCGAAUAAUACAAGAAACCAGACAGCGGUUCACGUUUGUUCUAUAA
Molecule: messenger RNA, 624 nt
Organism: Mixia osmundae IAM 14324
Lineage: Eukaryota; Fungi; Basidiomycota; Mixiomycetes; Mixiales; Mixiaceae
Exons: 5
Coding region: 1-624 (207 amino acids)
Source: RefSeq, a predicted model, not a curated record